UGGGACUUUGGCCCCGGGAGCAGGCCGUCCCACCCGGCCGGAGACCCUUCCUCCAAUGCCCUCCGCUCCUCUCGGCCCCGCUGUCCACCCGCUUGGGCCUCGCCGGGCUGGGGCCGGGGGCCACACAGUCCCUCUCCCCCUGUCCCCGCCCCUCCGGGGGGGAUGGCAGUGUCCGCCCCGUGAUGUCACCCCCCGCCCCCUGGGUCCCCCCAGCUGGUUGCAUUUGAGCUCUGCGCUCUGGCCCCGAGUGCGAGGGGCUGGAGUGUCUGCCCCACCAGCUGGACCGUGGGGCCGGGGUCCACCGGGCAGGGGGGGCUGAGGCGGGCCACCCCAGGCCGCAGGUCCAGCCCCUUCCGGCAGAUGGACAGCGGCGGCUGACCCCCUUCUUCUCCCUGUCCCCUCUCCCCACCCCCAGCAUGGAUCAGGUCCUCUCCCCCCUGGUUGUGACCUCUGACCCCAGGGUCUUCAACCAGCAGCUGCCCGAGCCCCCCGGCCCCCGCUGUGAGCUGGCGCCCUGGGGCGGCCCCGAGCUGGUGCCCGCACUGGUCUGUGCCCUCUGCUGCUUCUUCAGCGUCGUCUACUGCUGCUUCGGCUACCGCUGCUUCAAGGCCGUGAUGUUCCUGUCCGGCCUGUUCGCCGGCUCCUUGGUCAUCUUCCUGCUGUGCUACAGGGAGCGGGUGCUGGAGACGCAGCUGAGCCUGGAGGUCAGCGCGGGCAUCGCCCUGGGCAUCGGCCUCCUCUGCGGCCUGGUCACCGUGCUGGUGCGCAGCGUGGGCCUCUUCCUCACCGGGCUGCUGCUGGGGCUGGCGCUGGGGGCCGGGGCCCUGCUGGCCACGGAGCCCUGGUACCGGCCUCCCUCGGCCUGGGUGCCGGCGGGGCUGCUGGUGGGGCUGGCGCUGCUGGGGGCCCUGAUGACCCUGCGCUGGCCGCGCCCUUUCACCAUCCUGGGCACGGCCCUGCUGGGGGCGGCGGGGCUGGUGGCCUGUGCCGACUACUUGGUGGAGGGGCUGGCCCUGGGCGGGCGGCUGGGCCAGCGGCUGCGGGCCGUGCCCGGGCUGCCGCCCCUCUGUUGGUACAGCUGGGCCCUGCUGGGCGCCUGGCCGGCCCUGGGCACGCUGGGGGCCGUGGCCCAGUGGCGGCUGACGGCGGAGGGGCGCGGGCGGCCGGACGCGCCGCUGAGCCGGCGGCGGGAGCGACUGCGGCUCCUGCAGCUCCGCCAGCGGGAGGCGAAACGGCGGCAGAGCCACGGGCCGGGGAGCGAGGGCGGAUACCGGCGGCCGCCCCCGCCCCGGGCCCGGAGCCCGGCGGACGGCCUCGCUCCGAGCUACCUCCGCAGCCUGCGCGACCGGCCCCGAGCGCCGCGCUCCGCCCCGCACACCGUCCUGGACCUGGACUACGACAGCGGCUCCACCACCCCGCUCACCGCGCCCCCGGCCGGACGCCCCUGAGCCUCCCGCCGCCCCGGAGGGGCCCAGAAGGAAGUGGGGAGGGCGGCCCCUCUCCCACCCAGGCUGGGGAAUUCCCGCUCCGCAGGCCCGGCCGGGAAGCUGCAGCCCGGGGCUUCCACCCGCCCCUUCCGCCGGUCCGCGCUGACCGUGGAACUCUAACCCCUAACCCACCCGGCCCGCUCCCGACACUAACCUGGCUCGAAUGCACCACGGCCCCGGGCCUCGCCCCCGGUCGGCAACCUGCAGCUGGAGUAGGGGAGGGGCUCCAGGUUACCGGGGAUGGGGCGACCCAUAAAAUAAUCGUCAUGGCAAUAAAUACCAUCAUUAACACCGUU
Molecule: messenger RNA, 1783 nt
Organism: Ornithorhynchus anatinus (platypus)
Lineage: Eukaryota; Metazoa; Chordata; Mammalia; Monotremata; Ornithorhynchidae
Product: transmembrane protein 198
Exons: 5
Coding region: 417-1448 (343 amino acids)
Cellular component (GO): plasma membrane; vesicle membrane
Source: RefSeq, a predicted model, not a curated record